Acipenser ruthenus (sterlet) is the source of this 9041-nucleotide messenger RNA. Its product is annotated as interleukin-1 receptor accessory protein-like 1. Lineage: Eukaryota; Metazoa; Chordata; Actinopteri; Acipenseriformes; Acipenseridae. Gene Ontology annotation, molecular function: interleukin-1 receptor activity. Bases 530 to 2671 code for a protein of 713 amino acids. Gene Ontology annotation, biological process: signal transduction; negative regulation of exocytosis. The transcript has 12 exons. The record is from RefSeq and is a predicted model, not a curated record.
CACUGUGAAGGAAAACCCCAUCGGAUCUGAUAUUGCAGGAUGCUUGUGAAAUAUACAUAGCUUGCUUUCCUUUCUGCGGCUGCAGCCUUCUGAAGAUCGCACAUGUGCACUGGAAUGCUUAGGAACGCAAUGCACGUUUGGAAGAUCCGUGAUCAAGACUCCCUGUCAUAGAACGAGCAGACUUGUGCGGUGCUUAAACUUGUCCUUCAAUUUAUAUCCAGUUUCCCCUGUAUUUGUAUAUUUUUCUCACACCUGGAUACAGAAGAAUUGGGUACUUUGAAAACCUGCAUGCUAAUAGUAAUACCAGAGGAUAUGUAUGCUUACCUGGGAUUAAACAACCUUUUGGACAACUUGGCAAUUGCGUAAAUGGGGUAUUUUCCUGAUAUGUCAUUUAUCGUCUCCAAAAUAUAGAAGAAACGUGCUUUUUUCGCUCACUAGGCGUUGUGAUGGUCGUAGUUGUUUUUACUGACUGACACCAAAAUCAGAACAAUUCAGAAGCUGGUUGUAGGGAAUUUCUGAGAGCUAAAAGAUGAAAGCUCCUAUCCCUCUCUUGAUCCUUCUGUAUGCUUCUAUUGCCAAGAGCCUGAAGGUUGUGACCAAAAGGGGCUCAGCUGACGGAUGCACAGAUUGGUCUGUGGACUACAUGAAGUACAAAGUGCUUUUCGGUGAACCUGUACGAAUUAAAUGUGCUUUAUUUUAUGGAUAUAUCAGAGCAAACUACACCCUAGCGCAGAGUGCAGGACUGAGUCUGAUGUGGUACAAGAGCACUGGACAUGGGGACUUUGAAGAACCCAUACCUUUUGAUGGUGUUAGAAUGAGUAAAGAAGAGGAUUCAAUAUGGUUUCGACCUGCAGAAUUACAAGACAUUGGACUUUAUGCCUGUGUAUUAAGGAACUCAACGUAUUGUAUGAAGGUUUCUAUGUCAUUGACUGUGGCUGAAAAUGACACAGAUCUCUGCUACAAUUCCAAAAUGAGGUACUUUGAAAAAGCUGAACUUAGCAAAAACAAAGAAAUUUCAUGCCCUGACAUCGAGGAUUAUGUACUGCCUCACAGAGAGCCCAAUAUAGUAUGGUAUAAGGAAUGCAAGCCAAAAGUAUGGAGACAGACAGUUGUACGGAGGAAGGAUACUUUAAUUAUACGGGAGGUUCGAGAAGAUGAUAUCGGGAAUUACACUUGUGAACUGCAGUUUGGAAACUUUGUAGUACGAAGAACUACAGAAUUAACUGUAACAGCACCCUUGACAGACAAGCCUCCCAAGGUCCUGUUUCCAUCAGAAAACAGAAUGAAUGUUUUGGAGGUACAGAUUGGAAGUCCUGCUAAUCUGACCUGUCGGGCCUUUUUUGGCUACAGUGGAGACGUGAGCCCUUUAAUUUACUGGAUGAAAGGGGAGAAGUUUAUUGAAGAUCUGGAUGAAAGCCGGGUUCGAGAAAGCGACAUCAGAGUUCUUAGAGAGCACCUUGGGGAGCAAGAAAUUUCCAUUUCCUUCAUUAUCGAUUCUGUGGAAGAAGGGGAUCUUGGGAAUUAUUCAUGUUAUGUGGAAAAUGGGAAUGGAAGGCGGCAUGCCAGUAUUCUUUUACACAAAAGAGAGCUGAUGUACACAGUUGAACUUACUGGUGGGCUUGGUGCCAUCCUGCUGCUACUUGUCUGUUUAGUGAUACUCUACAAGUGCUAUAAGAUUGAGCUCAUGCUGUUUUAUCGCAACCAUUUUGGAGCUGAUGAAGCUGAUGGAGAAAACAAAGAUUAUGAUGCGUACUUGUCUUACACCAAAGUGGAUCCUGACCAAUGGGGUCAGGAGACCAGUGAAGAGGAGCGAUUCGCACUCGAGAUCCUCCCUGACGUGCUGGAGAAGCACUGUGGGUAUAAGCUCUUCAUACCCGACAGGGAUUUAAUUCCAACAGGAAGUAUCACCAAUGAUCAUUACCAGGAUGAUACAAGACUGCUCAGAGCUUAUAUUGAAGACGUAGCGAGAUGUGUGGAUCAGAGCAAAAGAUUAAUAAUUGUGAUGACCCCCAACUAUGUGGUCAGAAGAGGCUGGAGCAUCUUUGAGCUUGAGACACGGCUCCGCAACAUGCUGGUCUCUGGAGAGAUCAAGGUCAUACUGAUCGAAUGCUCUGAACUCCGAGGCAUCAUGAACUACCAGGAGGUGGAGGCCCUCAAACACACCAUCAAGCUGCUGACUGUUAUCAAAUGGCAUGGGCCCAAAAGCAACCAGCUGAAUUCGAAGUUCUGGAAACAUUUACAGUACGAAAUGCCCUUUAAGAGGAUAGAGCCCAUCAUUGCGCACGAGCAGGUCUUAGAUGUGAGCGAGCAGGGAGCCUUUGGAGAACUGCAGACCGUGUCGGCCAUCUCCAUGGCAGCUGCCACAUCCACCGCUUUAGCCACCGCCCAUCCAGAUCUGCGCUCCACCUUUCACAACACCUACCACACCCAAAUGCGGCAGAAACAUUACUACCGCAGUUACGAGUACGAUGUACCUCACACCGGCACCCUGCCCACCGUUACCUCAUUAGGGAACCAACAUACCUACUGUAACAUCCCCAUGACGCUAAUCAAUGGGCAAAGGCCGCAGUCUAAAUCAAACAGGGGACAAAACCCAGAGGAGGCUCACACGAACAAUGCCAUGCUGCCCCUCUUGCCCAGAGAGACCAGUAUAUCCAGUGUCAUUUGGUGACAUCUGAACAAAGUGGAAAGUUGGCCUGCUCCAGUGUUUGCUGAACCCUGCAGUCUGGUGGUUGGAACUGCAACCUUGACUGCUACUGUUAAACCUGAAUCACAAUCCACAUAGAAAAAACAACAAGAUACACACACACACUCUCUCACACACACGCACACACACACACGCACACACACAAGGAAAACAGGGUCUUGUACAUAUAUUUGAAAUUUCUUUGUAGCAUUGGUGUCUUCCUGUUCGUUUGAUGGUUGUUGCCUCUACUACAUUAUGACUUUGUUUUAUAUGUUAUCCAAAAUGAUAUAUAUUUCUAGUUUUGUUUUUGUUUUGUUUUAUUUUGUUUUAAUGGAUGCUCAGACGAUUGUUCGUAUGCUAUAUAGAUUGGACAGUUCCUUUUUUUUCCUGACUUAGACUAGAAUGAUUUUACUUUUAACAUUUCAUUGGAUUACUUGGGCAGAGCUCUGUUUUACUAGAAGGAGCAACAUCCUUUUUGUGUUGGCCUAUCUAGCACGUAACUUGUUCAGAGUGCGUACUUUCUAAAUGGAUUAUGCAAAAGAUUGAGAAUCUUGACAGUAACAUUUAUUCCCCUCUUUUGAAAUAGCUUACAAAGAUUUUGGGGAGUGGUGCUAGGAUCCAGCUUUAUCCAGUUGGUGAAGAUAAAAACAGGUGAAGAUAAAACAGUAACAUAUCAAACACAAACCCUUUCUAACAGCAACGGCUGUACCAAUUCAGUAAAGACCAUGACAGGUAUUCUUAGAUUUUUCUAUCAAAAAUAUUUGUUUAGAAGUACGUGAACAGUUCAUGUUUGCAUAAUGUAAAACAGUUUUGUGUAUUUCAUUACAUUGAUGUAGUUUUUUUUAGGCCAGCAAAGUGGAUGUUGGGUCCUUUAUUAGAUGUUCUCUUUAUAAUUUAAGUAUAAAUGCAUUUUGAUAUAUUAUAGUUCUUGAAAUGAUUUUAUAAGAAUGUUUUUCACUCGCUAAAAAAAAAACAAGACUUGGAGAAAAGAGUAUGCGUGUGUUUGAAAGACCAAGGCAGUUUUCAUCAGUACUUAUGCAUAGUAAGUAGAUUCUAUAAAAAAAAAACACACACAAUUCACACUCUUGAAGAAACUCUGCUGAUUUCUAUAGCAACACAAUCAUGAUUUGUUUCCCUUAACUACUUUCACUGCACAUUAAAAUCCUUGACCUCAACUUAGUGCCUCCCUUUUACUCCAGUAAAAUGACUCCUUUAAGUAAGUUUUAAAAACUGCCAUAACUAGAUUAAGUUUUGGGGCAGAGGUUUACAUGUUUAAACUUAUAGGAGCUGUCUGUUCUCUUUCAGGACUGAGUAUUCUUCAUUAAACAUUUACAGGAACGACUGGGAUGAAUGGGAUUGGGGUCUCUCUAACUGGGACCUGAAUUAAAUUAAAGCUCCAUUGUGCCUCCAAUGCAAUGUUUAUAAUUAUUAUCGUGGCUCCAUAAUUAUGAUUUAACCCAGGCCUUAGUGACAGCCAUUGUAGAAUAUCCCUCUGUUGGAUUAUUGAAUUCCAUUCCAUGACCAAACUUUGAACCCUGAUCAGCAGGGGGAUUUUUGACAGUGUGAGGAUUUGCAUCUACAUUCAUCCCAUACAUGUAUCAGAGAUGAAGGGCAAUAAACAUAUAUCCACUCAUCAUCUCUACAGUAUAUGGAUGGAUAUACUGUAGGUUUUGAGACAAUCUAGCAACAUUCACCAUCCAAAAGGUGCAUUUAUUUAGGUGAGUGGCGAGUUGUUUUGUUUGUAAUCCCAGAGCUCUAAUAUAUACUGCUUGUGUAAUACACUGCAUUGCAUUACAUCAGGCACUUUGAUUUGCACAAUUCAGGGACUAAGGGAUAGGAUACUAUUUAUCUCUCACUUGUGUUUUGCUUUUCCCUGCCAUGUUAAUUGAGUGAAAAUGGAAGGAAUGAAUAAAACAAGAUUUGUUUUAAGUCACACAACAGAUACCCCUUUCUAAGCAUACUCAAUAAACAAGGGUGUUCAUUCACUGCUACACUAGCACUAUGAAUACAGCGCAUUAUAUCUUGGGCUUUUUUCAGUGAGCAUACCUAAAUGUACAUGCAUCUCCAGUUUUGUGCAUAUUAAGGAAUGCAUUCGAGUUUAGUAUACCCUUGGGCCUUAUGGCUGAAGGCAAGUUUUAAAAUGCAAAAACCUCAUAAACAAAUCAGCCGAUCAGUGUGAAGGGCUAGUUGUUGGUAAGACCGCUGUAAUUCACAAAUGCAGAUGUUUUUGAUAAUGGCCAAGUUAUCAUUAUCACUGUCAUAAACUUAAUUCCAGUUCAACCAUGGUUUAAUUGAUUAUGAAGUGAAGUUUACCUUUGCUGAUAUGUCUGUCGGUCAUUGCUGCUGCUGCUUGAGGUCUGUGGAGAUUCCUGCCAUGGCCCUCAUGGUAGAAGGUUGCUGCAUGUAACUGCACUUCUAGCUCUUCCGACAAACCUUUUAAAGUGUCCUAUGCUGUUGUCUUCAGAGUUGUGGUUAUCACAAGUGGCUGAAUCAUCCUCAUCUGGAUGGGAAGACUGUGCCUGCUUCUAAAUGUAUGGAAUGAUGUCAUUGAGUACAACUUUAAGAGAAAUCAAAAAAAAAAAGUAUUUAAAAAAAAAAGAAAAGAUGGCUCACCCAAAUCUUUUUAUGGGCUUCCCCAUCUUUGGGGGUUUGUUUCCAAACUUGAAGUUAAGUUAGGACCGUUUACUAUUCUAUGAACAAAUUAUUUUUCUAAGCUUAAUACACAUAGUAUAUCUAUAUACCUAGUAUAUAUAUAUAUAUAUAAAAAAAAAAAAAAAAAUGACAUGUUUUAAUCAUGUCCAGAAUGCUUAUCUAAAGCACUGGGGAGAUGCUUAUAAAAAUAUGGUUACACAUUUCUGUGACUUGUACAGCAAACAUGCUGAUAAUUUUUUAUUUGAAGAUAUCUGUGCAAGUAAAUGUCAUUAUGAGUUGUUAAAGUAAGAGGCUCGAUACAUGAGUCAGUGUAUCAAGUAGUUAUGGUAUCAAAUCAAAGCAAAAGCCUGUUUACUUUUAAUGCUAUCAUAGCUAGUCAGAAACUUCAAAAGGCUUUUUCCCUUCAGUUUGAAAACACAGGACUUAUCAAGUACUUGCAGUGGUUGCUUCAUUUGCUUCAUUUGUAAACUUACCUCAUAUACUAUACUUGUUUAGUAAUGCCAAUUACCCUCUGGAACACAUUCAAACAACCUAACUCUUCACACUGUACACAGCAAUCCCUCAUGAGACAAAGUGGCAGAGUUUCCUACAAAGCUGUACCCACUGGCAGGAGCUUACAACUAAUGUACUAACAGUCCCAGCUGAAUUGUAUAAAUGCAUGUACAUAAAUGCAAACAUAUCCAUAUACGCUCAUAUGUGAGGAAGGGAUGCCAGCUGUUUCUAUUGUCUCUUACAGAUGAAAUACUAUUAACAAAUAAAGAUUUUUUUUUCUUAUUCUUAAUUUCUCUAUCCAAUACUAUGUUCAUUACGUGCCAAAUACAAUGAUUCGAUUUCUUUUUUCUUUUUAAAAUAAACUGCUUGGUUUUAUCAUUCUUUGUACACUUCCUAAAUAUACAUUAAAAAACAGGAGCCUGACUUGUGUGCAUUAGAUACAAAUCAGACUUCAAUUAGGACAAAAUAUGAAGAGAUGUUUUCUACUGGUUCUAAAUCACAUUAAGCUAUUGUGUGUCUUCCUGAAAAAAGGCAAUUUGCAAGAAAGAGAUGUAUCACACCAAUGCCUAGUUAAAGUUUAAUCAACAGUAAACACAUCAUUUAAUAAAGAACCGUCUUUUGCGAUACCUCAGCAGUUAAAAAAAAUUUAGUUUUCUGUGGGGGGUUGGGUAAACAUUUUAAAUGCUAGAUUAUGCCUCCCUUACUUCAGAUAGAUAGAUUAAGAGUUAAAAUCAUACUCUUGCUAAUGCAUUGUUUAAAUAAAUGGAUGAUUUAGAAUUAAAUUGCAUAGGGAUACUGUCCAUCUGGCACUUCUAUUCUAUUCUUCUAUUCUAUCUUCUAUUUGGAAAUUUGGAAAAUACUAAUAAACAUACAGUACAGUGCAUUGCUAUGUUUUAUACACCAAGGCAUUUUAGGUGCAUUAUUCUCCUAGAGUUUGGUGUAGUUGACCACGAGGUAAUCUAUGGAUCGAGUGGAAAUGCAACUGAAAUGCAACGCAUAAUCUCCCCGACCCAUCAUUUACAGUGAGUUCUAUGCUCCUUAUCAUAAGUGAAAUAAGUGCUCUGGUGGCAACGUGUUCUCCUGCUUCUUCUUUGUUGCUGUUGCUAUUUGAGACUGCCGUGGGUGGACCUGGGGUUCACCCCGAGUGAAUAUGUAAUUAUUAUUCCAUGUGUGGGAGGGAACCACCUGCUGUUGAAGUAUCUUCCUCAAAGACAGAACAGAGCAAUUAAUUUUAUUAGUCAUACAGCUCCAUCUGCAAGUGUUUGGCAUAAUGCUUUUGACACCCCAGAAAAAAGAAAUAUAAUUACAAGUUUCGGAUUCUCUCUGUUUUUUCAAACAUACGUUACAUCCGAAUUGCAAAGUGUAACUACACUUUAAUUCUCGAGUUCAGUGAGGGUAAUCAUGAGCUUACAUAUAUCCUCUAAUUACCACCUGUUAUUUCAGAAUAGUGUUCACUGCAGACAGUCAGGGUCUAGUCAUUAAUUGUUAAUAAGAAUUUACUUGGGACUUAUGUAGAGUCCAAGCCAUUGCGUCUAAUCAAGUUGGCUUGGCUGAUAUUUCUACAUGGAUGAGAUUUAAAAUAAAUAAAUAAAUAAAACAGCAAGAAGGCUUACAGGUUUUACAGAUUAUGUAGACCUGGAGUAACUCUAUCACUAUGCUCAUAUACAGCACACACAGAGGUGGUAAUGACACAAGCCUUAAAAUAUUGUAUGUUUAUAUUGCCUUUUUUUUUUUUUUUAAAUACACCUUACAUUUGACGAAGUAAAUAAGGAUUUGUUAGUAUUUAUAACUUUUCACUGAACCUUACCUGUUGUUUUGAUUUACGGAAUGCAAAGGGCACUGCUAAGUUUAUGCAUGGCAGCAGAAAUACAACAAUGAAAAGCUAACAGCGGCCCUCUUGAAAACAACUAAAUCUCUUACCGAGGCACAUGGAAAAGGCAUAGGUGGAUUUUAAUGUAAAUAUAUGCAACACUGCAGGCUACAAAAUACUAUUAGAGACUGGCAUUUCUUCUUGAUAUGAGGUGGUGUUUGUUUAAAUUCAGGGCAAGCAGAAAACAAAAAAGUACACUGCUUUACUUACUCAUUGUAUGCCAGAGCAAGGACACUCAGUAGAGAAAAGGUAAUUAGAGGAGUGACUGAAUUAUUUGUUGUUCAUGUAUUUUGUUAUCUCUAGUAUGCUGUUGUAUAUUUAAAAAUACAGUACUUGACACACAAGCCAACAUAGCUUGGUGCAAGUUUUCCACAUCUAGUAUUUUGCAUUUUUACUGCUUUUAUUGUUACAGGGAAAACACCACUCACUAAAUAUGAAUGCUGCACAUGUUAGCAAUAUAGAUAUUGAUUUUUGUAAUGUUUAUUGUACUUGCCUAACUUUUCAACAAAAAAAAAAUUAUAAAAAAGGAUAAAAAGACAAAAAAAAAAAAAACACAAGUUCUGUACCAGAAACGUUUUCAUGAUUCAAUAAACAAUGUUACUACAUAUUCAUUGACAUUUCUUGUAAACAUUUUAAGAGCACACGAUGCCCUGGGUUUGUUAAAGCACAAGGUGUACUAUGUCUAGAAUUAAAAAAAUAACAACAAUAAUAAUAAAAAUAAUUUGGUGUGAUUUUGCUUUAGGUAAACAAUGUUGGAUGUUUAAAGAAAAGAAAACAAAAAAACAACUUUAAUACUUGCAUAUGAAUAUUUUUGUAUAAUAUUAUCUGAAGGAGGUAAAAUAAAUAAAUAAAUAAAUAAAAACCUGCUUCAUGGUAUGAGACUUUUAGAGAAAAUAAACAGGGUAUGUGUGUCCAGUUUGUAAAUGUCUUAUUUCAGGAACACUCUUUCACUGGUUAAAUGCAAGGUUAUGACAAUUUAAGAUAUAACUUUUUUUUUUGUGAACUGGAAAAAAAAUAGAAAAUAAUAAAAAAAAAUUAUGAACAAAAGAUGUAUGCACCCAAUAUUUGUAUUCUUAUGUUAUGGAGAACGACUAUUUUAUUAUUUAAAAGGUGUAUUAGCUCCAAAAAUUGGCAGCUUAUAUGGGUAGCUUAAUAGAAGAACCAGGAGUUCCCACAGUUUCUUGGUCCCCCAUUAUAUUAAACAUCCUGACCAAGGACCACCCACCUGCAAUUUUGAUUCUGAUACCUUCAAUAAGUUUCAUUAUGUUCAGUGUCAUUUCUCAGACAUUUGAGAAACCACUCUGUAAUUACUGCACUCGGUACACUCAGUAUAUUGGCAGA